AUGUGGAGCCCUCUGUUAUAUGUCAUCUGUGUGGGGUUAGUCUGUCGAGGUCAGGCUGCCAGCUCGGAGCAAGUAGUCAUCAAAAAAGUUAAAGACAAGGUGUCUCUGGAGUGUCCGGCUGUCAGUGAUGCUGAUGAAUACAAGGGUGUCAUGUGGAACAAAAAUACUGUUGCCUUUCUGACCUCUGACAGGAAGCAACAUGUGGACUAUGUCAGUGGGACUCCUUCAGGCAGGAUUUCUGUCGAUGAUCAGCAUAAGCUAACUUUGAGGGACCUUGAGAUGUCGGACUCUGGCAACUACUCUUGCCAGAUUUAUGUAAAUAAAAGUGGCACCUUAGAGCCGAGGGAGACUGCAUAUAUUUUAAUUGUUCAAGAUGUUCCUGGUGCCCCUGGCAAGCCGACUGUGAAAGAUAUUCAGUCUCGACAAGCUGCGAUCACAUGGGCACCAAGUAAUGCUAACAAUAGUCCAGUCACCGCUUACGUGUUGAAUGUCAGGGACUGCCAGACAGAUACCACCACAAUAGAUCUGGUUUUAAGCAACGAAUCCUCCACAGUGACAGUUGAUGGACUGUCGCCCUUCCGGUGCUACACUGCCAGGGUUGCUGCUGUGAAUGCUGUCGGCAAAGGCAGUCUAAGUGACGCAAGUGAUCCAUUCUACACUACAGAAGAAGACCUGGGCGAUGUUAACAGCACAGCAGUUGUUAUGGAUU
Molecule: messenger RNA, 709 nt
Organism: Candidula unifasciata
Lineage: Eukaryota; Metazoa; Mollusca; Gastropoda; Stylommatophora; Geomitridae
Source: the annotation of a GenBank genome assembly